Messenger RNA from Trichomonas vaginalis G3, 1446 nucleotides. Its product is annotated as intramolecular oxidoreductase activity, transposing S-S bonds. The transcript has a single exon. The record is from RefSeq and is a predicted model, not a curated record. Gene Ontology annotation, cellular component: endoplasmic reticulum. Gene Ontology annotation, molecular function: protein disulfide isomerase activity. Bases 1 to 1446 code for a protein of 481 amino acids. NCBI's taxonomy places the organism in Eukaryota, Parabasalia, Trichomonadida, Trichomonadidae. Gene Ontology annotation, biological process: protein folding; response to endoplasmic reticulum stress.
AUGCUUUCGUUUUUUCUUGCUUUAACUUUAUCCAAGCAAUCAAAAUUAAGUAAGAAUUUAGAAGAGACCAACAUACUCUAUCUAACAGAGUCCAAUUUCUCACGAACAGUCAAAGAACUUCCUGCAUUUUUCUUAUUUAUUUACCAAGGUGGCGAUAAGAACGAGCAAUAUCGUGCAGUUCGCGAUUUCCUUGCAACAGCAUCUGGUCUAGGCACAAGAUGUUACUUUGGCGUUUUAGAUGGUGAAAAAAAUAGAAAUAUUGUACGUAAAUUGAAUCUUAUUUAUACACGAGGCUAUUACUUUUACCGAUAUGGUAAGAGGAUUUGCAAUUAUUAUGGCUCACAAACAACAGGCGGAUUCCUUAAUUUCGUUAUGUCAAAAACAGGCAUGCCCUUUACAACAUUUGAUGAUUAUCCAUCAGCACAGGAUGUCAUAGAAGGCAAUGAAGUCACUGUCGUCCUAUUUAUUCCAAAAGUUGGAGGUCCAGACUUUGAUAAGUUCACAGAGUUAUCUGAGAUCCUUAGAGAUAACUUCACAUUCGGUCUUGUUGCAGAUGAAUUACUCGCCGAUGAUUUAAAUGUUUCCAAAUUCCCUACAUUAAAAUUAUAUCGAAAUGUUGAUCACGCUCAAGCUACAUACAACGAAGACUUCUCUACAGCAUCUCUUAUCGAUAUUACGUCCUGGAUUAACUAUAAUUCAAGGCCAUUGAUCAAUGUUUUCCAAAUCAACAAACAAGACGAUUACAUCAAGAAGAAACCAGUAAUUGUAUUCUUUGUACCCGUAAAUGAAGAACCGCGUGCUCAAAUUAUGCCAACAAUUGUGAAAUUGUCAGAAAAUUUCGGAGAAGAUCUGAAUUUCACACAAAUUGACGCUGUUACAGGAAACAGAUUCAUGAUGGACCUUGGAUUCAGCCGCUACGCAGAUCCAUGCGUCGCAAUCCUUCAAUAUACAGGUAGAAACAAAUUUACCAAAAACCGUUUUCCAGAAGAUGCAGAUUUCAUAUACGAAGACAUUUCCUCAUGGAUCAUUGAGUACCUGGAUGGCAAGAUGAAGGCAGAAGUGAAGUCCUCGGACGUUCCUCAAGACUAUAAUGGCUCAAUCAGAUUCUUAUCAGCAAAUAACUUCAAAGAAGAGGUUAUUGACCCUGAUGUUGCUGUUCUCGUGUUAUACUUUGAACCUUGGGAUCAACAAUUCCAGCGUUUCAAGGAUAUUUUCACUGAAAUUGCUGAUGAAUUUAUGAACAAGUCUGUAAAGAGAGUCAGACUCGCUGCUUUGAAUGUACAUGCUAAUGAUAUUGUUUACGGACCAGAACCAAAGAGAACUCCUUGUUUGUAUCUGUUUAACAGAGGAUCUAAGGAUAAACCAGAACUUUAUACUGGAAAAUUCAACAAAGAGGCUGUUGUUGACUUCCUUGAUGAUGAAACAGGAGUUAGAACUGAAUUGUAA